Sphenostylis stenocarpa is the source of this 861-nucleotide messenger RNA. NCBI's taxonomy places the organism in Eukaryota, Viridiplantae, Streptophyta, Magnoliopsida, Fabales, Fabaceae. The record is from the annotation of a GenBank genome assembly.
AUGGUGGUUUUAAAGUCCACUUCACCCCUCUCCCCUCUCUCUUCCCAUUUCUUCACCCUCUCCUCCUCCUCCAAACUCUCCUCCCUCCUCUCCCUUCGCCACCACCAUGCUCAUCCCACCACCACCAAACCCACUUCAAGAGCCAUACUCUUCGGUGUCAAAGCCUACAUGGACAACUCCAACUCCUUCGGCAGUUUCGCCAACAGGGUCAUCGGGGCACUCCCCGUGGUGGGUCUCAUUGCCAGGAUCCUCAGCGACGAAGGUGGCGUCGGUGAUGACCUCGUGGACUUUGCUGAGUUCAGAAGACGCGUCGGGAAGAAGUGCUCCCAGGCUGAUUCCACUGCCUUCUAUGAGUUCCAAGACCGACGAGGAAGGGCAGGGGAUCCUCUCUAUGUUCUGUUAUGCUGUUGGCUAGCAGCCAUUGGUGCAGGUCUUCUCAAAACUGAGGAUAUCCUAGAAGGGGUGGCUAGGCUCCGGAUCUCAAAUGACAUUGAAUUUGAGGAGCAGAAUUUCAUGUCCUUGAUGAGUGAAGCAAAGGAGAGACGGGCAAAACUAAAGGCUGACCCUCCUGCAAUACCGAUGGAGAUUCGAGCUGGGAAGGCUCUUGAUGCAAUCUAUGUGUGUUGCUUUGGAAGGGAUGGUGUAGAGGAAGAAGAUGAGAGACUGCUGACAGCAAUGCUUGGUACCGUUUUCCCAACAGUUCAGCGCAAUGAGAUCCAGCGCCUUGUGAAAAACAAGGCAGAGAAAGUAGCAGGAGGUGUUGAUGAGGAGUUUGUUUCAGAACUCAAGCCUCUAUCAAAAGAUGCUGUUGAACUACAAAUGAAAGACCUUCAGUUCCUUCAACAAAAUAGUGAGACGUAA